AAACUGGCGGUGGUGGAGCGUCUGCUGAGGUCCUUUCAGACGAUGGACUCCUGUCUCUCUUAGUCUGUGAUAGACCUUCCUUGGAUACCUCCCUGCACUACAGAAUAAAAAGCCCGACAGCCUUACCAUUUGUGUCCUUCAUCAAACUAAGGUAUGUUUGAAGAUUUGGCUGAAAGACACGGUCCAUCAAAGAAAACAAUAGUGUUCAUUGUCUACGUAUCUCUGUUCUUGGAUAAUACUCUCCUUACCGUAGUUGUGCCUAUUAUUCCGGAUUACUUAUUUCAUAUCGAAAAUCCAUACAGCGAUGUUCUCACAAACAUUUCACGGACGACUACUACGAACGUCAAUGAAAUUGCCAAAAAAGCAUUGGUGGAGAUGGAAAAGGACCUAAGGGCGGAAAAUGGUCAAGUCGGUCUGCUCUUAUCUUCGAAAGCCCUCUUACAGCUGAUCAUGAACCCAAUCGUAGGAGUCUUAUCACCCAGGCUAGGAGUGCAUCUGUCUCUUUUCAUAGGCUCGGUCAGUCUCUUGGUCGCAGCUCUGAUAUUUGCUUUGGGCGAAAGCUUCAUCGAGCUACUGAUCGGUCGUAGCCUACAAGGAAUAGCGUCCGCGUGUAUCGGUGUAGCAGGGAUGUCCCUGGUGGCGCAGGAGUACCCGGAGGACAAGGAGCGGAGUCACGUGAUGGGGAUCGUCUUGGGGAGCGUGGCGUUGGGGGUCCUCCUCGGCUACCCCCUCGGGGGGCUCCUCUACGACAUCUCAGGCAAGAGCACCCCCUUCUUCGUAGUCGCCUUCGCCGUCCUCUGCGAUCUUGGUUUGCAAGUACAUUAUCUCAAUUUUGAAUCGAAAUUUGAGCCAAGCGUGGGUGUAUGGGGCUGGUCGCACAUGCUCUCUCACAGACUGGUGGUCCUCAUAUCAGGAGCCCUGCUCUUUUCUACUGUUGCCAUGGCCGUCCUUGAGCCGUGCCUCCCUCUCUGGCUCAUGAGUCAUAUCAAACCUAAGAAAUGGCAGCUGGGUCUGGUUUUCAUCCCGGACAGCGUAGGGUACCUGAUCAGUACGAAUUUUUUCGGCCCUCUGGCUUACAAAGUUGGCCGCUGGCAGGUGGUCGUCAUUUCAAUGCUCAUAAUUGGAGUAUCUACGUUCAUGUUACCACAGUCAAAAAGCAUGCUCGCUCUGAUCACCCCCCAUUUUCUGCUGGGCCUGGGGAUAGGGGCCGUCGAUGCUGCUUUGGUGCCUCUCUUGGCCUCGCUAGUGGAUGCCAGUCUUUACAGCUCUGUCUACGCUCUUCAGCAAAUGGCCGUCAGUUUGGCCUACUUCAUAGGACCAAUGAUAGGCGGAGAGCUGGUGCGAGCGAUAGGGUUUCCGUGGCUUCUCCGUGUCGUCGGUCUUUUGAAUAUCCUCUAUUGCUGCCUUAUCGUUUUUUGCGUCAAAAAUAAACGAAUUGAAGAUGAUAUGUUGAGAGUCCAGUGGGUAAAAUAUACGAGCUACAGAACUGCGGAGUCGAGUGAAAACGGGUCAAAUGAAAAUGUUAACCAGAGAGGACCUCCAUUUCAAAGGUUCAUCAAUGGUGACGACAGUGAUUGAUUUGGUUCCGAAAGCCAGAAAAAAAUAUCUGAAAAAAUACCUGAAAAUUGUCCAUUCUUUUGUAAAACUACCCAACGAACGGCGUAGGCCAUGGAACUAUUUUUAGACUAGCUAAGGUACCCUCGAUCAAUAGAGAAACAGAAACACAUAAUGUGAGGAAUAGAAAAAUAUAGCACUUUAUUUUUGAUUAGCACAAGACAAAUUUGUGUUUGAACGAAGUCAAGCGAGUACAUUCAAAUCAAUUAUGUUUAUAGUCGAGUAUUCUAAAAAGAAAUUGUACAAACUUGUGUUUCGCAACAAUGUGAUAAUAAUCAAAAAUAUUCGCACGGUAACAAACGACGGAGCAAUUACUUAAAUUAAUGGAGCUGUAUACAAAAAUUCUGUAGGAUUCAGGAAAAGGUAUCAGCAUUAUUUGGGGUCUAAAUUAAUUUUAAAAAGACAAAAUAUCCGUGUAGAAAUGAAAA
This is a messenger RNA of Bemisia tabaci, 2042 nucleotides long. Its product is annotated as synaptic vesicular amine transporter. The record is from RefSeq and is a predicted model, not a curated record. Gene Ontology annotation, molecular function: serotonin:sodium:chloride symporter activity. Gene Ontology annotation, biological process: aminergic neurotransmitter loading into synaptic vesicle; transmembrane transport. Gene Ontology annotation, cellular component: synaptic vesicle membrane; terminal bouton. NCBI's taxonomy places the organism in Eukaryota, Metazoa, Arthropoda, Insecta, Hemiptera, Aleyrodidae.